This is a messenger RNA of Chrysochloris asiatica (Cape golden mole), 1428 nucleotides long. RefSeq names its product CNDP dipeptidase 2 (metallopeptidase M20 family) (gene CNDP2). NCBI's taxonomy places the organism in Eukaryota, Metazoa, Chordata, Mammalia, Afrosoricida, Chrysochloridae. Gene Ontology annotation, molecular function: metallodipeptidase activity. The record is from RefSeq and is a predicted model, not a curated record. Gene Ontology annotation, biological process: proteolysis. The transcript has 11 exons. The coding region runs from base 1 to 1428 and encodes 475 amino acids. Gene Ontology annotation, cellular component: cytosol.
AUGUCAGCUCUCCAGGGCCUAUUCAAGUACAUUGAUGAGAAUCAGGAUCGUUAUGUUAAGAAACUGGCAGAAUGGGUGGCCAUCCAGAGCGUGUCUGCCUGGCCCGAGAAGCGCGCCGAGAUCACAAGGAUGAUGGAAGUUGCCGCUGCAGACAUCACCAAACUUGGGGGCUCUGUGGAGUUGGUAGACAUUGGGAAACAAAAGCUUCCUGACGGCUCCGAGAUCCCACUUCCACCUGUUCUGCUCGGCAAGCUGGGCUCAGACCCCCAGAAAAAGACUGUGUGUGUGUACGGGCACCUGGAUGUGCAGCCAGCAGCCCUAGAGGAUGGCUGGGACAGUGAGCCCUUCACCCUGGAGGAGCGCAACGGGAAACUCUAUGGGAGAGGCUCCACGGAUGACAAGGGGCCAGUGGCUGGCUGGAUGAAUGCAUUGGAAGCUUUCCAGAAAACCAACCAGGAAAUCCCCGUGAACGUUCGAUUCUGCCUGGAAGGCAUGGAGGAGUCAGGCUCCGAGGGCCUGGACGAGCUCAUCUUCGCCCAGAAGGAUGACUUCUUUAAGGACGUGGACUACGUCUGCAUCUCUGACAACUAUUGGCUGGGCAAGAAGAAACCCUGUGUCACUUAUGGCCUCCGGGGCAUCUGCUACUUUUUCAUUGAGGUGGAGUGCAGUGACAAGGAUCUCCACUCGGGCGUGUACGGGGGUUCAGUCCAUGAGGCCAUGACGGACCUCAUCACCCUAAUGGGCUCCCUGGUGGACCGGAAGGGGAAGAUUCUCAUCCCUGGCAUUAACGAGGCCGUGGCGCCAGUGACGGAGGAGGAGCUGGCGCUGUACGAGGACAUUGACUUCGACGUGGAAGAGUACGCCAAGGACGUGGGCGCCGAGACCCUGCUGCAUGGCUGCAAGAAGGACAUCCUGAUGCACCGGUGGAGGUACCCGUCCCUCUCGCUGCAUGGCAUCGAGGGCGCCUUCUCCGGCUCGGGAGCGAAAACCGUGAUUCCUCGUAAGGUGGUGGGCAAGUUCUCCAUCAGACUGGUGCCGCACAUGACCCCCGAGGUCGUCAGCAAGCAGGUGACUAACUACCUGACCAAGAAGUUUGCGGAGCUGCAGAGCCCCAACAAGUUCAAGGUGUACAUGGGCCAUGGCGGAAAGCCCUGGGUGUCAGACUUCAACCACCCACACUACAUGGCCGGGCGGCGAGCGCUGAAAACAGUGUUUGGGGUCGAACCAGACUUGACCCGGGAAGGUGGUAGCAUCCCGGUGACACUGACCUUCCAGGAGGCCACAGGCAAGAACGUCAUGUUACUGCCCGUGGGCUCGGCCGAUGACGGGGCCCACUCCCAGAACGAGAAGCUCAACAGACACAACUACAUAGAAGGAACAAAGAUGCUGGGGGCCUACCUGUACGAAGUGUCCCAGCUGAAGAACUGA